This is a messenger RNA of Fomitiporia mediterranea MF3/22, 848 nucleotides long. RefSeq lists its product as uncharacterized. The transcript has 5 exons. The coding region runs from base 1 to 768 and encodes 255 amino acids. Gene Ontology annotation, biological process: mitochondrial protein processing; mitochondrial proton-transporting ATP synthase complex assembly. The record is from RefSeq and is a predicted model, not a curated record. NCBI's taxonomy places the organism in Eukaryota, Fungi, Basidiomycota, Agaricomycetes, Hymenochaetales, Hymenochaetaceae. Gene Ontology annotation, cellular component: extrinsic component of mitochondrial inner membrane. Gene Ontology annotation, molecular function: metalloendopeptidase activity.
AUGUCAAGGUCUCUUUCUUCCUCUUCCUCCUCAGACGCUGGAUCAUCAAGUCAUGCCUUAAGUAGUGCACCUAGCUCUCAGAAUGUUCAAUCCUCUGCUAUUCACGGAUCUCCUGCUGAAGAGGGAGAGUCGAACCCAGACUCGCGCGUCUUUGAGCGCUGGCGACGCGCCUUUGCAGAGUUGACAGGUAUCGGGCUCACCUCAGGACAACGAGCGGAUGUUAUUGCAGAGCACCAGAGAAGAACGUGUGAGAAGUGGAAGAAUGACCUUGUGAAGUAUAGCCCUGCGGUGACCUUCAUGCUUGAGCGCAUCAGCAAGGAGACCGGUGCACGUAUUUCGCCGUCAGAGCACAUACUUUGUCUUCCCUGCGAGAAGACGCGCUCGGGUGGGUUCACGCCCGAGGUUGGUGCGGUUCUGCUUUGUCAAGGCAACUUCUGGAGCAAGAAGCACAUGGAACACACAUUAACUCAUGAACUGGUGCACAUGUACGAUCACUGCAAGUUUGACGUCAACUGGAGCAAUUUAAGGCAUCAUGCAUGUAGUGAGAUCCGGGCGAAUAGCCUCGGAGGGGACUGCAAGUGGACUCGUGAGGUGCGACGGUUGUUUUUCAACUUCUCCAAGCAGCAUCAGGAAUGUGUACGCCGACGUGCUGUGCUGUCCGUGCAGUCGAAUCCCGCGUGUCCGAGCCGGGAGGAGGCAGAACGGGCUGUGAAUGAAGUGUGGGAGAGUUGCUUCAAUGAUACACGGCCGUUCGAUGAGAUCUAUUAGAGUCCGCGGGCAUUCAUGUAGUGCAUCCACGUGUAAAUUAUUCGGUACAAUGGAAGAGUGGAUAUAUUUACAUAGAAAGC